Limanda limanda (common dab) is the source of this 1184-nucleotide messenger RNA. RefSeq names its product transmembrane protein 50A (gene tmem50a). The coding region runs from base 92 to 574 and encodes 160 amino acids. Gene Ontology annotation, biological process: late endosome to vacuole transport via multivesicular body sorting pathway; protein targeting to vacuole. The transcript has 7 exons. NCBI's taxonomy places the organism in Eukaryota, Metazoa, Chordata, Actinopteri, Pleuronectiformes, Pleuronectidae. The record is from RefSeq and is a predicted model, not a curated record.
UCUGCGCAUGUGCGUGACCCGAGCUCCUUCAGAAGCAGAGUCUGGUUGAACCGGGGGGUCCGCACCACAACAGAGACUAAAAGUUGGAGCCAUGUCAGGUUUUCUGGACGGAAUCCGGUGCGGAGACUGCGAGUGUAAUGUGGACUGGGGGGAGAGGAGGAACACCAUCGCGUCUGUAGCAGCUGGAGUGCUGUUCUUCACUGGUUGGUGGAUCAUCAUCGACGCGGCAGUGAAAUAUCCUGAUCAGGGAGAGUUUCAUCACGCCUACCACACUUGUGGAGUCAUUGCUACAGUGGCUUUUCUCAUGAUAAAUGCCGUUUCAAAUGGACAAGUGAGAGGAGACAGCUACAGUGAAGGCUGCAUUGGACAGACGGGUGCACGAGUGUGGCUCUUCAUUGGCUUCAUGCUGGCUUUUGGUUCUCUCAUCGCCUCCAUGUGGAUUCUGUUUGGAGGAUUUGUGGUGCCUCAGAAGCCUGUCGUGUACCCGGGUAUUGCAGUCUUCUUCCAGAAUGCAUUCAUUUUCUUUGGGGGUUUGGUCUUCAAGUUUGGACGCACAGAGGAUCUGUGGCAGUAAGGGACUGUGUGUCUUCAUGUCCACUGUUCUACACGUUGCUUUCUAUAUUGUAUGAGACAAUAUGCUUCCCUUUAUAUAUAUAUGAAAAACUUUUUUAGCAUUAAAAUUAACAUGUUUAAUUUAAUCCAUUUGCUGUAUAAUAGCUAAAACAUAACUAAGCACAAAUUGUAAUAGAAUCAUUGUAAGUUUAAGUAAUUUCAAAUGUGGCAAAUUGUUAAAUGUAGCCUAGUUAGAAUGGUAUACAAGUUGUGUAUAACAAAAUGUGUGUUUUGGAAGAUUAACUGCUCUGAACUGUCAAUGUUUCCUUUGGGUACACUGACCGCUACGAUGCCAUUUAAUUUGAACUGUGUGGAAAUAACAUAAGUUAUUAUGAUACAAAAUAUAUCAAGAGCCAUAUUUCAAAAUACUGUACACAUACACACAUACCGAAUGUAGCCAUAUUGGGUUGUUUGUAGACACUGUCAGCUCUGAACAUCAUCCAAAUGUAUUGUUUUAUUUCACUGCUUUACUUACUCAUAUACAUUUUGCUUGUGUAACAUCCAAGGUUAUUUCGUGACAAAUAUGACAACAUUAAACAAAAACCUACUGAACAAUAAAUGACCUACAUUCA